Messenger RNA from Staurois parvus, 423 nucleotides. The record is from the annotation of a GenBank genome assembly. NCBI's taxonomy places the organism in Eukaryota, Metazoa, Chordata, Amphibia, Anura, Ranidae.
AUGGAGAGUGAGGCCAAGGGCUGUGAAGUGGUCAUGUCUGGCAAACUGAGAGGUCAGAGAGCCAAGUCCAUGAAGUUCGUGGAUGGCCUGAUGAUCCACAGUGGAGACCCAGUCAAUUACUAUGUGGAUACAGCUGUACGUCACAUCCUUCUCAGACAAGGUGUGCUGGGUAUCAAGGUGAAGAUCAUGCUUCCUUGGGACCCCAGUGGCAAGAUUGGCCCCAAGAAGCCCCUGCCUGACCACGUCAGCAUUGUGGAGCCCAAGAAGAAGAGAUCCUGCCAACUACUCCCAUCUCUGAGCAGAAAUGAACAAAGCCUGAGCAGGCCCAGCCCCCAGCCAUGCCCCAGGCUGUACCCACUGCAUAAUGGGAUGUGGAAGGCCCAGGAUGUGAUGCUUUUGGAUACCAGCUCAGAAACUCUUUAA